Molecule: messenger RNA, 594 nt
Organism: Stegodyphus dumicola
Lineage: Eukaryota; Metazoa; Arthropoda; Arachnida; Araneae; Eresidae
Source: RefSeq, a predicted model, not a curated record
GAGCAACAUGCAGUUAUCAAAUUCUUUGUAAAGAAAGGUUUAAAGGCAAUGGAAAUUCAUACCGAAAUGGUGAAUGUGUUGGGUGAAUCUGCUCCUUCAAAAACAAUGGUUUGCAAGUGGGCUAGUUUAUUCAAAAGUGAUCGUACCAGCCUUGAAGACGAUCCGCGAGAGGAACGUCCAAAAACUGCAUCAGCACCGGAAAUCAUUGGAAAAAUACAAGAUAUGGUAUUGGAAGACCGUCGAUUGACUGAAAGAGAUUUAACAGAGGCUUUAGGCAUUUCAUUGGGCACAGUGAUCAAUAUUUUGAGUGUUAAUUUGAGUUUCAAAAAACUCUGUGCAAAAUGGGUGCCACAUUCUCUAACGAUGAAGCAAACACACAUUCGGAGGCGACUUUGCCAGCAAUAUUUGGUGCGUUUUAAGAAGAAUAAAAGCGACUUUAUCCGUCGAUUUAUCACAAUGGAUGAGACUUGGGUCUACCAUCAUGAUCCGGGAAUCACAAACUGCUUAGCCAGGAGGCUAAGGAGUGGUGUUGAACCCGGCUCUCUUCGGCGCCGAAGCGAGUUCGUGUGCAAAAAUCAGCCAAGAAGGUGUUAG